Messenger RNA from Lactuca virosa, 813 nucleotides. The record is from the annotation of a GenBank genome assembly. NCBI's taxonomy places the organism in Eukaryota, Viridiplantae, Streptophyta, Magnoliopsida, Asterales, Asteraceae.
AUGGCGGAGCUCCGCCCUCCCAGAAAUACCAUCACCAGAAAUCUUCCACAGGAGAUUCUGUUUUUCCAGAUACUACUACCAAGGCUUCCGGUGAAAGCUCUACCCAAUGCUAUGUGUGUUUGCAAGAAAUGGUACUUGUUCCUAAAAUCAGGCACAGGCAAAUCCCAAUAUUCUGACAAAUCUUCUGGUCUACUUUUAUGGAAUCCUUUGACAGAUGAAUAUAAGAACUUGUCUAAUAAGGGUUGUCAUGAUAAAGAAUGUUACACGACCAUUGAACAGGGACGAGGAACUUUGAUUAAGUCAUAUUCAGUUAUGAGGUUCCACACAAAGACCGAAGAGUUCACAGAGAUAGCAAUGCCCUCUUUCGGAAACCAAAUGACAAGGUGUUUGGGUUUCAUGGUUCUAAGAGGAUGCAUCCACUUCUGUAUUGUCAUUCUCAUUGGGAAAGAAAAUGAUAUAGCAAACCGACAAUGUUCUGAAAUGAUUGAGUUAUGGAGAAUGGAUGGAGAUAAAGAUUGGACGAAGGUGUUAACUUAUGGCCCGAUGUCGUUUUCUCUUUUGGGUGGGUCGAUACUGCACUUUAUGAGAAAUGGAAAUUUGCUCCUUCAAAAUGAAGGUAAUGUUUACGUAUUCGAUAUGAAGAAGGAUACCAAAGAAAUUGUGUUUACAUGUCACCCAAUCAACCCCCCAAAUAUGUAUGAAGCACACCAAAGAAGAAUGGAUUGCGAUAUCCCUCCACUAGGGAAAUACAUCGAGAUACCGUGUCACCCAAUCGGUACCCCCUACAUGUAUGUAGUAACUCCAUCAUACUGA